Molecule: messenger RNA, 2338 nt
Organism: Hydractinia symbiolongicarpus
Lineage: Eukaryota; Metazoa; Cnidaria; Hydrozoa; Anthoathecata; Hydractiniidae
Product: pyruvate dehydrogenase (acetyl-transferring) kinase, mitochondrial-like
Exons: 12
Coding region: 356-1606 (416 amino acids)
Biological process (GO): protein phosphorylation; regulation of glucose metabolic process
Cellular component (GO): mitochondrion
Molecular function (GO): pyruvate dehydrogenase (acetyl-transferring) kinase activity
Source: RefSeq, a predicted model, not a curated record
AUAGGCAAGCAGGUCUCAAAGUUCAUAAGGAUUGUCACAUUUACUUUUGGGCUAAAAAUCUUAUAUGCUUUAAAAUCUUGUCUUUGAUCUGACGAGAUGUUUCAAGAAAGAAAUAUUGUUUAUUAAUAUUUUUAAAUAGUAGUCUCUUCCUUUUAUAUAUGGACUCUAGUUAAAUAUUUAUACUUAUUGCCACACAACUCUAAACAAAACAUUGAGAGUCGAUAUUACUGCAUUGAUAAAAGAGAGUAAAAAUGUUCUGAAACUUCAAGAGCAUAACAUUUUAACGAGGAUUUUUAAGUGUAGCUAGCUAGCUAGCUACAAAACACAUAUACAUUAAAAUACUACUGUGGUCAAAAUGACAAGAGCUGCAGGAACAAUUAUCCGUGACAUUCAGCACUAUGUUAGUCGCUACAGUCGUUAUCAUCAGUCAAUCCUUACUAUUGAACAAUUCACACAUUUUGGGGAGACAGCAUCACGCAAUGAGUCAUAUCAUUUUCUGAGACAUGAAGUGCCAAUUAGAUUGGCUCAUAUCAUGCAAGAAAUAAACCACCUUCCUAAAAAUCUUCUUGAAAUGCCAUCAAUACGAUUAGUAAACAGUUGGUAUGUCCAGAGCUUUGUUGACCUGCUAAAAUUUGAGCAGGAGGAUGAUACAAGCGAUGAGACAUUAGAAAGAUUUACCAACACUAUACAUCAAAUCAAACGUCGACAUGAUACAACCGUUGAGACAAUGGCUACUGGAAUAAUCGAGUUAAAAGAAGCAGAAGGAGAAGGAGCCAUUAUUCCAGCAGUUCAAUAUUUCUUAGAUCGCUUUUACAUGAACAGAAUUGGAAUAAGAUUGCUGAUGACAAAUCAUUUGGCAUUGUUUGAAGAAGAUUUGACGAAAAGUUCCCGAAGUAGAUUUAUCGGUGUGUUCGAACCGGAUUGUCAUGCAAAGACUGUGAUACAAGACGCUGCUGAAAACGCUGCUUUAUUAUGCGAUCAGUUUUAUUUUAAUUCUCCUGGUGUUACUAUUCGUGAGCAUAACACAAUCAACACUGGCGAAGACAUCAUCAUCGCAUAUGUCCCAUCGCAUUUUUACUUCAUGUUAUUUGAAUUAAUGAAGAACGCCAUGCGAGCGACUGUUGAAACGCAUCACAAUGAAGACGACUUACCGAACAUAGAGAUUGACAUUGUGAAGGGGCUUGAAGACAUGACCAUAAGAAUCUCUGAUUGUGGAGGCGGCAUACCACGGUCACAGAUGGAGAAAUUAUUCUCUUACCAUUACAGUACAGCUCCACAGCCUGAUCAAGGAAUUGCAAUUGCACCACUUGCUGGAUAUGGUUAUGGCUUGCCCUUGUCCAGGCUAUACGCCAAAUAUUUCGGUGGCGAUAUUCAAAUUAAUUCGAUGGAAGGUUAUGGUACAUCCGCUCAUGUAUACUUGAAGGCGUUGUCAAAAGAAGCUCACGAAGUAAUUCCCUUGUACAAUAGUUUCGUAGCAAAGAGUUAUCGCGAAGAACAGAACAGCACGUCUGCUGUUCGAGAUUGGAGUUCUGAUUCGUUUUACGAUGGUCAUGUUCAUGCAUAUGCAAAACCUGUGCAUAUCAAAAGACAGAGAGGGAAGAAAUGAACACCCGAGUGAUCACGUGUGUUGUAUGCAACGUCAUGGGUUACUAUAUCGUCACGUUGCCUGUAGCAUGCUACGCAAUGGGUUGACAUUCCAUUUCGUAUAGGAAUUAUUCUUUAUAUUACGCGCUUUUAGUUGUGCCUCGAUUACCACUGCUCAAGCUGGUAUUGGACCUUGUCUUUGUAUUGUUGAGAGACAAAACCAAAAAUGAUCAACGUUUUAUUCUUUUUUUUAUUACGGAUACUAUGAAUGACCCGAUUUCAUGUGACAGUAUUGACAGUCAGAAGUUUACGUUUUAUGUAUUAUUCACUAUGAUCUUACUAGUUGAAUCUUCUUGUGUUAACGGUUUAACGGAUUCGUUAGGUCUUUAGUUACGAUACGAAAGAAUUUUUUAAAUAUUAGAAAUUAUUAAAAUUUGCUAAUAGUUGUUGACACGUAUUUGCACUUAAACGAAGAAGGUGGAGAACACCAAUCUUUUUAUUAAGUCGAAGUUUUCUUUCAAACAAGAUGAAAAACUACGAAGUUUUAUUUUUUGUACUUCCACGACUUUAAAGUGCGAGCCUGUUUUUACAGUGAUAUUAACGUGUGAAUCAUUUUUUUAAUGCAAAUUGCAUGUAGCGCCGGCUAAAGUGUGAUACCAUAUUUAGGGUAUACUUUUUUGUAUAUAUUUCUUCAUAUUGUAUAUAAAUAGCUGGUGUAUUUGAACGAAGAUAUGAUCGGUUGUCGUUCGCAAAA